This is a messenger RNA of Acanthosepion pharaonis, 1698 nucleotides long. The record is from the annotation of a GenBank genome assembly. NCBI's taxonomy places the organism in Eukaryota, Metazoa, Mollusca, Cephalopoda, Sepiida, Sepiidae.
AUGUUAAAUAUUGUGUCUUUUCGUUUACUUUUUGGCCCUAUAUUUGCAAAACUGUUAAACAAGUUCAACAAACACUGGCAUCUAUCUAUCUAUCUAUCUAUCUAUCUAUCUCUCUCUCUCUCUCUCUCUCUCUCUAUAUAUAUAUAUAUAUAUAUAUAUAUAUCUGCCUUUCUCAUCUCUUUCGAUCUUUAUAUACAAAAUCUAUCUAUUUAUAUUCUCUUAUCCAUCCGCUCGAAUUCUUGGUCAUCCGCAUAUAAUCUAUCUAUCUAUCUAUCUAUCUAUCUAUCUAUCUAUCUAUCUAUCUAUCUAUCUAUCUAUCCCAGUCUCUUCGUUAUCUAUCAAUCUGUUCUUGUCUAUUCAUCUAUCUAUCUAUCUAUCUCUCUUUAUCAUCUAUCUAUCCAUUCCGCUGACGUUAAAUCUAUCUCAUCUAUCUUCCACCAUCCAUCUAUCUAUGAUUUGACAUCCCAUAUAUGUAACAUCCAUCUAUCUAUCUAUCGAUGGCUAUCUUUCUAUCUAUCCACUGUCGUUCAUUCACAAUCAAAUGAAUCCCAGAUCCAUUGUGUGUGUCUAUGUGGGUCUAUCUAUCAAACUGAUGUCUCUUCAGUAACUCUAUCUAUCUAUCUAUCUAUCUAUCUAUCUAUCUAUCUAUCUAUCUAUCUAUAUAUAUAUAUAUCUUCCUUUCUUCUCAUAUCUAUCUAUAAUCUAUUCAUGUCUGAAUAUAGCUAUUUAUCUAUCUAUUCCUCUGUUUCCUAUUCAUAUCUAUCUAUUUGUAAAUAUAUAUAUAUAUAUAUUCCUAAUUGUUCAUAUCUAUCUAUCUAUCUAUCUAUUUAUGCUCUUUCUCUAUUUAUCUAUCUAUUCCUCUGUUCAUAUCUAUCUAUUUGUAAAUAUAUAUAUAUAUUCCUAAUUGUUCAUAUCUAUCUAUCUAUCUAUCUAUCUAUCUAUCUAUCUAUCUAUCUAUCUAUCUAUCUAUCGCGCGUGCUUUCUUUCUUCCUUCUUUCCUUCAUACCUUUCUUUCUUUCUUUCUUUCUUUCUUUCUUUCUUUCUUUCUUUCUUUCUUUCUUUCUUUCUUUCUUUUCUGUACUCUCAAUAUAUAAUUGUCUCGGUUUCGUUUUCUUACGCUUCGGAUCUUUCUUUCUUUCUUUCUUUCUUUCUUUCUUUCUUUCUUUCUUUCUUUCUUUCUCUUUCGUUUCUUUCUUUCUUUCUUUCUUUCUUUCUUUUUCUUUCGUUUCUGUCUUUCUUUCUCUCUUUCUUUCAUUUUCUCUACUCCCCAUAUCAAACUGUAUCCCUGUUUCCGUUUUAUAUUUCUUUUUCUGUUUCAUUCUUUUUAAAUUUAAAGUUUAUUUUGUACUAAUCUUAAAUAAACAAAUAAAUAUUUAUUUUCUUUUUUAUUUCUUAUUCGCUUCCUUAUCGUCUCUUGUUUUGCUUUUCUUCUUUUCUUCAUUUUUUCUAUCAUAUUUCCUUCUUUUUCAUAUAUUUUCUUUCUUUUCUCUUUCUUUCUUUUUUCCUUUUCUUUCUUUCUUUCUUUCUUUUGCUUUUAUUUCUUUCUUGAUUCCUUCUCAAAUCUUUUUGUCUUUAACAAAUGUUAAUUUUUGUUUUUGCCUUUUUCAUGAAAAUUUCUUUCUUUUUUCCUUCUUUCUUUCUUCCUUUCAGUUUUCCUCUUUUUAUCUUAUUAUUUCUUUUUAUUUUAUUUUUUGUUAA